AUGGACGUGGACGUGGACGUGGACGUGGACGUGGACGUGGACGUGGACGUGGACGUGGACAUGGACGUGGACGUGGACGUGGACGUGGACGUGGGACAGGACGUGGACGUGGACGUGGACGUGGACGUGGACGUGGACGUGGACGUGGACGUGGACUGGACGUGGACGUGGACGUGGACGUGGACGUGGACGUGGACGUGGACGUGGACGUGGACGUGGACGUGGACGUGGACGUGGACGUGGACGUGGACGUGGACGUGGACGUGGACGUGGACGUGGACGUGGACGUGGACGUGGACGUGGACAGGGACGUGGACAGGACGUGGACGACGUGGACGUGGACGUGGGACGUGGACGUGGACGGGGGACGUGGACGUGGACGUGGACAUGGACGUGGACGUGGACGUGGACGUGGACGUGGACAUGGACGUGGACGUGGACGUGGACGUGGACGUGGACGUGGACGUGGACGUGGACAUGGACGUGGACGUGGACGUGGACGUGGACGUGGACGUGGACGUGGACGUGGACGUGGACGUGGACGUGGAGUGGACGUGGACGUGGACGGGACGUGGACGUGGACGUGGACGGGACGUGGACGUGGACGUGGACGUGGACGUGGGGGACGGAACGUGGACGUGGACGUGGACGUGGACGUGGACGUGGACAUGGACGUGGACGUGGACGUGGACGUGGACGUGGACGUGGACGUGGACGUGGACGUGGACGUGGACAGGACGUGGACGUGGACGUGGACAGGACGUGGACGUGGACGUGGACGUGGACAUGGACGUGGACGUGGACGUGGAAUGGACGUGGACGUGGACGUGGACGUGGACGUGGAUGGACGUGGACGUGGACGUGGACGUGGACGUGGACGUGGACGUGGACGUGGACGUGGACGUGGACGUGGACGUGGACGUGGACGUGGACGUGGACGUGGACGUGGACGUGGACGUGGACGUGGACAUGGACGUGGACGUGGACGUGGACGUGGACGUGGACGUGGACGUGGACGUGGACGUGGACGUGGACGUGGACGUGGACGUGGACGUGGACGUGGACGUGGACGUGGACGUGGACGUGGACGUGGACGUGGACGUGGACGUGGACGUGGACGUGGACGUGGAUGGGACGUGGACGUGGACAGGACGUGGACGUGGACGUGGACAUGGACGUGGACGUGGACGUGGACGGGACGUGGACGUGGACAUGGACGUGGACGUGGACGACGUGGACGUGGACGUGGACGUGGACGUGGACGUGGACGUGGACGUGGACGUGGACGUGGACGUGGACGUGGACGUGGACGUGGACGUGGACGUGGACGUGGACGUGGACGUGGACGUGGACGUGGACGUGGACGUGGACGUGGACGUGGACGUGGACGUGGACGUGGACGUGGACGUGGACGUGGACGUGGACGUGGACGUGGACGUGGACAUGGACGUGGACGUGGACGUGGACGUGGACGUGGACGUGGACGUGGACAUGGACGUGGACGUGGACGUGGACGACGUGGACGUGGACGUGGACAUGGACGUGGACGUGGACGUGGACGUGGACAUGGACGUGGACGUGGACGUGGACGGGACGUGGACAUGGACGUGGACGUGGACGUGGACGUGGACGUGA
Messenger RNA from Closterium sp. NIES-65, 1635 nucleotides. The record is from the annotation of a GenBank genome assembly. NCBI's taxonomy places the organism in Eukaryota, Viridiplantae, Streptophyta, Zygnematophyceae, Desmidiales, Closteriaceae.